AGUGUUUACAAGUAAACAAAAGUUCUCACAUGUUUCUUUAAAAAAUUAUUUUUUCUUUAAUCUAAGCUAAUAAAUUUAUUUUUACAAUGUCACAAGAAGAGCUUUACAAGACAAUAAAUCCAGUUAAAUACCUGAGAAAUUUUGUGGAGAAAUCAUUGAGACCGGAUGGAAGAGAUUUAUUAGAAUUCCGACCAACAAUAAUUAACAAAGACUCAAUUGCAACAGCAGAAGGAUCAGCAAUUAUAAAACUAGGCACAACUACUGUUAUUUGCGGUAUAAAAGCUGAACUUGCUGAACCAGAUUCCUCAGAGCCUUCUAAUGGCUUCAUUGUUCCCAACAUAGAGCUUACAAAACUAUGCUCACCCAAAUAUCGCGCUAUUGGUGUUUCACUUGAUUCUCAAAUCAUGAAUCAAACGUUGUACAACAUUCUCUUUAAUUCGGGUUGCGUUGAUCUUACAGAACUAUGUAUUGCAAAGGGAAAGCUUGUUUGGGUUCUUUAUUGUGAUUUAGUAUGUUUGGAUGAUGAUGGUUCAGUAUUAGAUGUGGCAAGUCUUGCUUUAAUCACAGCUUUAAAAUCAUUGAAAUUGCCAAAAGUCAAUUACGACUUGGAUACAAAAGUAAUCAAAGUUGAUGACACAAUUAAAAAGGGAAUAAAUCUCAAGGCUUUACCAGUGACCACAACAUUCAUUACUUUUGAACAGAAAUAUUUGUUGGCUGAUCCAACAUCGGAUGAAGAAAGUAUCGCAGACACAUUUGUAACAAUAGCAACAUGCGAUGGUCAACUAAGUUAUAUUUAUCAACCUGGUGGAAAUUCGCUUGCAUCUGAACAGUUUGAAUCUCUAAUAAAACAAGCUGGCAAGAGAGAAAAAUAUAUUAUUUCUUUAUUAGAAAAUAUUUUUGAAUAAAUCUUAUAAGAAUG
Messenger RNA from Clunio marinus, 919 nucleotides. The record is from the annotation of a GenBank genome assembly. NCBI's taxonomy places the organism in Eukaryota, Metazoa, Arthropoda, Insecta, Diptera, Chironomidae.